UUUUCGUUUUUCAGUUUGUAAAAUCUGGAAUCACAUCACCAAGAAAAUAGUACUAUACUUCUUAACAUUUCUUUGUGUGACGGCUAGCUCAGUCUUAUUAAAAUUAUUAUAUUUCAUUUCAGAAAUAUGAUGGCAUCCAUAAGAACUUGAUAAUGAGCUGUCGCCAUGACAUGCGUCUUAAAUAUUUCGCGGUCGGUAAGCCUCCGCUACGGCAGGGCAACAGCUGAAAACAGUUGCGAAGUAGUCCGCGCCCCGGAAGGUCGUGGACCUGCGCGGGGUACCGGUGAAAGGUGGAUUGUGUUUAUAGCUUGUGUAUGAUUUUAGUGAUGAGUUUUUAACUCUGAGUUUAAACUGAAGCAUUGCAGUGACUGGUGGAGUCUGCAUGUUCCGUCCUGUUCAGCGGGUGUCCGAGCCUCGUGCCGCUCCGUUCGUGGCGUGUGAGCGGCCAUCGGCGUCCUCCGUCCGCCGCCGGCUGGGCCCGGGCGGCGCACCGAUGCGACCGAGCACAGAGCCGGCCGCCGGCCCCCGCGGCCGCCACUAGCUACCACCCAGUGACGCGCCGCUCGACAAAGUGUCGCACUUCGGCAUCGCCGCCUCCCGAUACUUUAGUGCCAGUGCCCAGUCGCGCAGCAUGCAGAAGCGCGACAGCAAGGAGAAGGCGUCGGCCGAGCCGACGGCGCGGCACUCCGCCUCGCGGCCGGCCGGCGCGGCGCGCACCAACGUGCACAGCACAGGCACGCGCCAGGCCGGCUCCGGCGGCUCCGGCGUGCUGAUGGUCGGACCCAACUUCCGCGUCGGCAAGAAGAUCGGGAGCGGCAACUUUGGCGAGCUGCGGCUCGGCAAGAACAUCUACAACAACGAGCACGUCGCUAUCAAACUGGAGCCCAUGAAGUCGAAGGCUCCUCAGCUUCACCUAGAGUACAGAUUCUACCGUCAACUGGGCACCCACGACGGUGUGCCCAAGGUGUACUACUUCGGGCCGUGCGGCAGAUACAACGCGCUGGUCAUGGAGCUGCUCGGACCCAGUCUCGAGGACUUGUUCGAUCUGUGCGAUCGCAAGUUCUCGCUUAAAACUGUGUUGUUGAUAGCUAUUCAAUUAUUACAUAGGAUAGAAUUCGUCCACUCCAAGCACCUUAUCUACCGGGACGUCAAGCCGGAGAACUUCCUCAUAGGGCGAAGCUCAAACCAAAAAGACAAAACAAUCCACAUCAUAGAUUUCGGCCUGGCGAAGGAGUAUAUCGACCCGGAGACAAACCGGCACAUACCGUACCGGGAGAACAAGAGCCUCACGGGCACCGCCCGCUACAUGAGCAUCAACACCCACCUCGGAAAAGAGCAGAGCCGGCGGGACGACCUUGAGGCUCUGGGCCACAUGUUCAUGUACUUCCUGCGUGGCAGCCUGCCCUGGCAGGGUCUCCAAGCAGAGACACUCAAGGAGCGCUACCAGAGGAUCGGAGACACCAAGCGGGCCACACCGGUCGAAGUCCUCUGCGAAAACUAUCCAGAGGAGAUGGCCACCUACCUGCGCUACGUGCGGCGGUUGGACUUUUUCGAGGUGCCCGACUACGACUACCUGAGGAAGCUGUUCCAGGACCUGUUCGACCGCAAGGGCUACGUGGCAGACGAGGAGUUCGACUGGACGGGACGCACGGCGUCAACACCAGUGAGCACGCUGCCGGCCAACACGGAGCCGAUCUUGUCUCCGAACCGAGAGCGGCACCUCACCACCAACAAGGGCGCUAAGACGACGGUGGCUGCGUGGCCCGACUCUCACCGGGCCUCCAGUAACAUGCUGGCCGGUAUGCUGACGCCGGCUGACCGGCACGGCUCCGUACAGGUGAUGAGUUCCACAAACGGUGAGCUGGGUGCCGAUGACCCAACGGCCGGCCAGAGCCAGACUCCGAUCGCCGUGCAGCCGGACGUUGACGUCGUCGACGAGACCAAGUACGUGUGUUGCUGCUUCUUCCGGCGGCGGAAGCGGAAGUCGCGCGGCCAGAAGUGACUGAUGUUGGUGCGAGGUCGGCGCCAGCAGGAGGCGGUCGCCAUUCUGCUGCCCUCCUCGCACUCAGCGUCGCGCGACUCGGCGCUCGACAAGUGACCGUCGGACCAGGGUCGCGCAGCGCACGCGGAGAGACUGUCAGGUGCGCGCCUGUCUGUGUGUAGAUGUGUGAGAGAGUUAGAACGACAGGAGUGAGAGAACAUAAGGACAACACGUGAGUGAGAAGAGGAAGACACGUGAGCGAGAGGAGCACGAGGACAACACACGAGUGAGAGGAGGCCGAGUGAGAGCGUCUGCGCGCGGGCGGACGGCGGCCGGCCAGCCCGCGCCGAGCAUCUGUACAUACGGCCGACUGACAGCUCACUGCUACCUGUGAUUUCGUUUCAUUUCUCUCGCGCCCAGUUCCAGCGGCUGUGCGGGACUGGCGGGCGGCGCGUCGGCCGAUAUUAUCGAUUGUUGCCUGCCACCGGGCGUGCCAUUGUAUUUGUACGUAUUCCUAGACGCGAGACAGUGAUUUUAUUUAAUUCUGAAUAAAGUGCAUACACUAAUUUUGUGGUCGGUCUAGCGGUCCGGUCGCGGGCGCUGUCAUCGUUUCACGUGGAGUCGGACCGCACCGUGUUCAGCCAUUGUGAUUCAGAUCCGAGCGCGGCGGCCGCCGGGCCAGCCGUUUUAUUCACUAUUAAAACAUUGUUACAUCGGCAUACUGUGUACAAAGGUGAUGAAUAUGACAUGGCUGUAAAA
This is a messenger RNA of Amphibalanus amphitrite, 2740 nucleotides long. Its product is annotated as casein kinase I-like. The record is from RefSeq and is a predicted model, not a curated record. Gene Ontology annotation, molecular function: protein serine/threonine kinase activity; ATP binding. Gene Ontology annotation, biological process: endocytosis; positive regulation of canonical Wnt signaling pathway; signal transduction. The coding region runs from base 632 to 2002 and encodes 456 amino acids. The transcript has 12 exons. Gene Ontology annotation, cellular component: plasma membrane; cytoplasm; nucleus. NCBI's taxonomy places the organism in Eukaryota, Metazoa, Arthropoda, Thecostraca, Balanomorpha, Balanidae.